AUGAGUGCCCUACGAUCCUCGGUCGCGAGAAUCCUCCGCCUUCAACAACAACACGCUACACGUCCAUCCGGUCUUUCUCGGCCACUCUUCUACCGACAAUUUCACGCCUCUCAACGAUCACACGUCGUGAAGCCUUUCCUGCUCGCAGACAUUGGCGAGGGCAUCACAGAAUGCCAGCUGAUACAAUGGUUCGUCCAACCCGGAGCUCGCGUGGAGCAGUUCGACAAGCUGUGCGAGGUGCAGUCCGAUAAAGCCAGCGUGGAGAUUACCAGUCCAUUCGAUGGUGUAAUCAAGAAGCUGCACUAUGAGCCAGACGAUAUGGCGAUCACGGGAAAAGCGUUGGUGGAUAUCGAUAUUCAAGGCGAGUUGAGCGAGGCGGAUGAGGCGAAGCUCGGAGGAGGUGAAGGAGAGGGAAGCUCCAGCACAGAUACGAAGGCGGAGACUUCAGCGGACGCAGAGGAUGCAGUGAAACAGCAGGAGCAAGAAGCGGAAGGGUCACAGCAAGAGAGAGUACCAGAAUCGAGGACAAAUGGCAAACCUGAGCAUUCAUCACGCCCGAGCAAGGGCAACAUGGGUGCUCUCGCAACGCCGGCGGUCAGGCAUUUGACGAAGGAGUUCAAGGUCGACAUCGCAAAUAUCGAAGGCACAGGGAAGGAUGGCAGAGUACUGAAAGAGGAUGUUCAUAAGUUUGUCUCGGAGAGGGAGGAGAAGCAACAGCAGGCAACCACCAUUGCGACGACAGCAAGCACAGAAGAGGACCGCAAAAUCGCCCUCACGCCGGUUCAAAACCAAAUGUUCAAGACCAUGACCCGAUCGCUCAACAUCCCUCACUUCCUCUACACCUGCUCAGCAGACAUGACGGCUGUCACGACAAUGCGAAAGAGGAUCAAGAAGACCUCCGACCAGAAAAUCACACACCUCGCAUUCAUCAUGAAGGCAUUGAGCUUGUCGCUGUUGAAACACCCGCUGUUGAACGCUUCGCUAGAUACGAAGGACCCGAAGAAGCCGGUGUUGACCUACAAAGGCAAACACAACUUCGGCAUCGCGGUUGAUACGCCAGCUGGACUGGUAGUGCCGGUCGUUCAUAAUGUGCAGGAUUUGAGUAUCUCUGCUAUUGCAGCGAGGAUGAAGGAGCUGGGCGAGGCAGCAAAGAAUAACAAGCUGUCGCCUGGAGAUUUCAAGGGAGCAACGUUCACGGUAUCGAACAUCGGUUCGGUAGGAGGAGGAGUUGUUUCGCCGGUAAUCUCAGAGCCGCAAGUCGCGAUUCUCGGAGUAGGCAGGUCGAAAGUUGUGCCGGCUUUCAACGAGCACGACGAGCUCGUCAAGAAGGAGGAGCUCGUGCUCAGUUGGAGUGCUGAUCAUCGCGUUGUUGAUGGAGCAGAGUGUGCGAGAUGCGCCGAGCGGGUCAGGAUGUUGCUGGAAGAUCCCGGUGCUAUGAUGCUGGAGAUGCGAUAA
Molecule: messenger RNA, 1455 nt
Organism: Zymoseptoria tritici IPO323
Lineage: Eukaryota; Fungi; Ascomycota; Dothideomycetes; Mycosphaerellales; Mycosphaerellaceae
Exons: 1
Coding region: 1-1455 (484 amino acids)
Cellular component (GO): cytoplasm; mitochondrion
Molecular function (GO): lipoic acid binding; acetyltransferase activity
Source: RefSeq, a predicted model, not a curated record